Brugia malayi is the source of this 297-nucleotide messenger RNA. RefSeq lists its product as uncharacterized. The transcript has 5 exons. Bases 1 to 297 code for a protein of 98 amino acids. Lineage: Eukaryota; Metazoa; Nematoda; Chromadorea; Rhabditida; Onchocercidae. The record is from RefSeq and is a predicted model, not a curated record.
AUGGCACAUUGGGGGAAGAUUUUGCUAAUGCUUCAAUUUUGGUUUGCGAUGUCAUUCGCAGAAAAUAAGGAAACUCCAAGCUAUAUUUCGGACGGUACUACUUUCCCUUCACUCAUUCCGGAAAGUGAUUCUCAGGACGAUAGUACUUUAUCUUCACUCAUUCCGGAAAGUGAUUCUCAGGACGACAGUUACGAUUUUUCAACACAGGUUUAUGAGUGGUACCCUGAGGCUACUACUGAUAAGGUUUAUGAGUGGUACCCUGAGGCUACUACUGAUAAGUCCGGAACAAUACAUUGA